Molecule: messenger RNA, 1592 nt
Organism: Onychostoma macrolepis
Lineage: Eukaryota; Metazoa; Chordata; Actinopteri; Cypriniformes; Cyprinidae
Gene: dhrs9
Product: dehydrogenase/reductase (SDR family) member 9
Exons: 5
Coding region: 158-1117 (319 amino acids)
Molecular function (GO): oxidoreductase activity
Source: RefSeq, a predicted model, not a curated record
CAACACUGCACAGUUAUUACAUAAUAGCAGACACUUCAGUAAGUUAACCGGUGUCAGAUGCACACACAGCCGAAAGGAAGAACAAACACAUUCCCAAACUUCUGAGACGACUGACUAGAAACAGAUAUCUUAGAAAGCUGACUUCUAAAGCAAGGAAAUGUUCCUGUACAUUGUAGGUCUCAUAGUCGUCUUCUAUGUCUAUCGGUGGUUGAGAGAACUGGGACGAGUUCCCAAUAAAUCGGAGAAGUUUGUGUACAUCACAGGCUGUGACACGGGGUUUGGGAAUCUCUUGGCCAAACACCUGGACACGAAGGGUUUCCGUGUCAUCGCUGGCUGCUACACGGAGAAGGGAGAAGUUGAGCUGAAGAAGUGCUGCUCUGACAAACUCACAACGCUGCAUUUGGAUGUGACUGAUAAUUAUAGCAUCAAAAAAGCCGCAGAAACCAUUAAAACCCUGGUGGGAGAGAAGGGUCUGUGGGCCGUGGUCAACAACGCUGGGAUCUCCUUCCCAACUGCUCCCAAUGACUGGCUGGAAAUUGAGGACUUCAAACAAAUGAUCAAUGUCAAUCUGAUCGGGGUUGUUGCCAUCACUCUGAGCGUGUUACCGCUCAUUAAGAAGGCCAAGGGCAGAGUGGUCAAUGUGGCCAGUGUGUUUGGAAGGAUUAGUACUCUGGGAGGAGCGUACUGCAUUACUAAGUAUGGAGUAGAGGCUUUUAAUGACAGUCUGAGGAGGAACAUGGCACCGUUUGGAGUGAAGGUUUUAUGCAUUGAACCUGGAUUCUUCAAAACAAGCGUUACUGACUCCACUAUCUUUGAGAGUCAUAUGCAGAGAUUAUGGAAAAAGUUGCCUCAGGAGGUCAAGGAUGAGUACGGCAGUGAUUUCAUAGACAAUACGAAGCUGGCGGUUAAGAAUAAGUUUGAGAAGAUGUUGGAUCCAGAUCUGAUGAAGGUGGUCAGCUGUAUGGAGCAUGCGGUGGCUGCGGUCCAUCCUCGGACCAGAUAUUCUCCAGGCUGGGAUGCCAAGUUCGUCUGGCUGCCUCUCUCCUACAUGCCAACCUUCAUCUCGGAUGCUUUCGUCUUAAAAAAUGCCGUUAAACCAAAAGUGUCUGUUCUGUAAGCAUAAACAGCCAAUUCUCUAUGCUGCAGUCAUGCAGUGUAUGGAUGGAAUAAACCAUUUUUCCACUUUCAGGGGGAAGUAUGGUUAGUAAUGAGCAAAACUUAAAUAUUUUCUUAUUUGAACGAAAAUUCAAUUUAAACUCAAUCUAUUGUUCUAUGGCAUUUAGAUUGUAUAAAUACAUUUAAUAUAGAUAAUCUUGACUUUAACAUCGUUAUGCACUAUUUUGAACACAAGUCCCUCUCAUUUCCAAACGCGGACAUUGCAAAAACUGUAAUUCAACAGCGUGCACAAAAUAUGUGUGCAGAUUACAGUAUGUAUUCUCUAAAUGGAUCAAAUAUGAUAUUCUGAAGAAAAUUGUUAGAACAAAAUAAUUAUCAUCAAUGGAAAUAAAAGGUACCCCACAUGUAAAUCAAUUAAAACGUUAUUGUAAAUUUUUACAAUAUUGAAUAUAAAUAAAAACUAAAUUUUAAAAUGU